AUUUCCAAACAUGCUUUCUUUCCAUUUAAACUUCCUAAACCGGUGUCUGUCCGGGAACGGCCCCUCUCUGAGUCCCAGCGUGGGAUGGGGGAGUUCGGGGGCCGCGUGACUCUCGCUUCUCCAGCCCCCUCCCUACUUCACUACACACACACACAUAUCACGAGCCCGCCCGCGAAACAUCUGGAUGGGGAUUCGCGUUCCGAAAUCAGGGCAACUACAGCCAAGGCUGGUUCCUGGGGAGCGAGCGCGGAAAUGCGCGCGGGUGCCGGAGCGCACCACUCGGUAGGGGCAGAACUCUCCCAGCACUGGGUCACUCCAGCAUCCUUCCCACCGUCUGCUCCUGUCAGCAGCCUCUGGCUCCGCCCCUCUGAGCCCGUCUCUUGUCCUGCAGCCAAUAGCAAUCCCGAAUCGCUCUCUACCGCCCCAAACUCUUUCCACACCCCCACAUACCGGGAGCCGGUUGGCUGCUGAACCCGCAGCGAAGCGCCCGUAUUUGCAUGGGGCUCUGGGUUUCUGGUAGGUGGAGCGACCCGUCACUCCGGAAGGCCGGGCCCGCCCACUCCAGCUCGCCCCGCGGCUCUGUUCCUGCGCAGUUUUCCUUCGCAGCCAGCGCCGGAAAGUGCCGGGGCUGCUCUCCAGGCUCAGUUCGCAGGACGGCGAAGGGGCAGCCCCGGAGAGCGGCCGUGCGCACUGUCUGGAGCGGCCAGGGCGCAGAAGUGCAGCCUUCUCCUGGCCCCGAGCGGGGCGUCGCGCCGCAAGAGCCGCCCCUCGGCCAGCAGUUGCCGCCACCCAGACUUUCGUUCCAGUUGCCGCUCCUCCCGGGCAACAUGUCAAAAGCCGCCGCCGCUACGGCUGCCGCCGCCACCUGGGGAAGAGCAGCAGCAGCAGCAGCGGCCGCCGCGGGCGCGCGGGGGCAAUAAACCGAACCACCCGGGCGUCCACCCGGCCAGGGAACUCUCUCCGCACUGACUACUCCGGCGGGACCGGCGCCAUGUGCUGAGCCAUGCCCCUCGCCGCGCCUGCGGGCAGCGCAUGGGGCAGCUCCUGAGCGGCAGCCGAUCCUGCCUCGAUGUCCCCGGCCGGCUCCUGCCGCAGCCGCCGCCGCCCCCGCCACCGGUGAGGAGGAAGCUCGCGCUGCUCUUCGCCAUGCUCUGCAUCUGGCUCUACAUGUUCCUGUACUCGUGCGCCAGCUCCUGCGCCGCCGCGCCCGGGCUGCUGCUGCUGGGCUCGGGGUCCCGCGCCGCCCACGCCCCGCCAGCCCUGGCCUCGGCUCCGGACGGGACUCCCCUCAGGCUGCCGUUCCAAGCGGCACCGGCCACCCCGUUGACUGCGGGCAAGGAGACGGCCGAGGGCGCCGCAAGCCAGGAGGAGCAGAGUCCCGAGGCGCCGGACUCUCCCAGCCCCAUCUCCAGCUUCUUUAGUGGGUCCGGGAGCAAGCAGCUGCCGCAGGCCAUCAUCAUCGGCGUGAAGAAGGGCGGCACGCGGGCGCUGCUGGAGUUCCUGCGCGUGCACCCCGACGUGCGCGCCGUGGGCGCCGAGCCCCACUUCUUCGACCGCAGCUACGACAAGGGCCUGGCCUGGUACCGGGACCUGAUGCCGAGAACCCUGGACGGGCAGAUCACCAUGGAGAAGACGCCCAGUUACUUUGUCACCCGGGAAGCGCCCGCGCGCAUCUCGGCCAUGUCCAAGGACACCAAGCUCAUCGUGGUGGUGCGGGACCCGGUGACCAGAGCCAUCUCGGACUACACGCAGACGCUCUCCAAGCGGCCGGACAUCCCCACCUUCGAGAGCUUGACGUUCAAAAACAGAACUACGGGCGUCAUCGACACGUCGUGGAGCGCCAUCCAGAUCGGCAUCUACGCCAAGCACCUGGAGCACUGGCUGCGCCACUUCCCCAUCGGCCAGAUGCUCUUCGUGAGCGGCGAGCGGCUCAUCAGCGACCCGGCCGGCGAGCUGGGCCGCGUGCAGGACUUCCUGGGCCUCAAGAGGAUCAUCACGGACAAGCACUUCUACUUCAACAAGACCAAGGGCUUCCCCUGCCUGAAGAAGGCCGAGGGCAGCAGCAAACCCCACUGCCUGGGCAAGACCAAGGGCAGGACCCACCCCGAGAUCGACCGCGAGGUGGUGCAGAGGCUGCGCGCCUUCUACCGGCCCUUCAACCUCAAGUUCUACCAGAUGACCGGGCACGACUUUGGCUGGGAUUGAAGGGACAGGACUGUGUAACCUACCACUUGGCUUAUAUAUUGAGAGAGAUUAUAUGUAUGUAAAAUGUACAGAAAUCUAUUUUAUAAUAAUUUAUUUUUAAUUCAUAAGCAAUUAAUUCACUAAGCUGCCUAGCCACACUCUUUAUAGAGUUAGCUUCAUAAUCUGUUAACAUUCCAAAGUGUUUGACUCUAAUAUUUUGUUCUUUUCCUCACAAUUGAUGGUGCUUCCAUUUUUUUUUUCCCUACCCAUUAUAUUUAAAAAGAAGAAAAGCACAACUUGAGAUUUUUGUUGUUACGGGUAUGCAGCCUUCCAUCACCGUCUGGACUCGCUUGCUGUCUCCUUCCAGCUUCCGUUCUCUUCUUGCCUGUGUGCCUCGUAGGGGUGCUGCGCAGCCUCUGCAGUGCUGCUCUCGGGAGGGGAGACCUCACGUAGCAGCUUCCUCGUUCACGUGGUGACAUUUCCCAGGAUGUAGACGCCAAGCCACAGCGCUGGGUCUUCCCCCAAGUCCGCUCAGCACAUGAGGGACUCACCACCUUUGCAGGGACAUCCACAUCCGUUAGAGUCUGCAUGCCAGGGUCCAUUUACUUCAGCUUUUGAUUUUGAUUUUGAAGGAUGACCCUGCAUCCUCUUCUGGCCCAGCCCCUGGCUCAUUAACCAGCCUGAAGUGUAUGCCAAUGUUAGCCUCCUCUUUCCAAGGUCACGUGUGUGAGCUGCUUGGGUGCUGCUUUAGAAAUAAAGAUGAUCUCUUCUCCUCUGCAAGAGAGCACACCAUGCACUGUUCUCCAGGCAGACAGCUCUGCUUGGACACACCAAAGAAUCCCUUAGGCUAGCAGAGCCACCCACAUAAACCAAGGGUGCCGGGUGUCAAGACCCAAAGGGGUCAGGUGCAUCCCAGGCCAUCUGCAUCUACUGAGAUGCUGCUAGAUGCAGAGCCAGCCUGUGUAGUGCACAUCCCAGUAGGCUGGCCACUUCCAUGGGGAGAAAACACGAAGACCCCCAAAAGGACAGGUGGGAUCCCUGGCCCCCUGCUGGAUGUCUGGAACUCCUCUCCUUGGAAUUCCUAGCUCAUCUCAGAUCGACAGCCUGGUCUGUUGUAGCCAGCAGCCAAACAGCGAGAGCCAGGAGUGGCCCUUGUAAGGACAGGCUGGGAAAGCUGGCCCCACGUGGCCUGUGAGCACUGAAGGCUGCCCUUGUGCAGCUCUCCCUUGUCCAAGCCAGGUCUUGGCAGAAGGGUUGCCAACCUUGUGGCUGCUGAUGCUGAAUGCUCUCCUCAUCCCUCUCUGUCAAGAUAGUAGUUGAGGAUCAUUUAUGAUGACCAGCUAGUGGCAGCUGGGUAACCACAGAGCAAUAUCACAUAAUGACAUAUUCACUUUAUCCUCAGUUUUCUAAACCAGAAUGCUUCGACCGUAAAAGACUUGUCAUUUGACUUAUACUUUCAUGCAGGAAUAUGUGGGAAGAUAGACAUAUUUGUCAAAAUGGUUGGGUUGUGAUAUUUACAAAGGACACUUUUAUAUGUUGUAUGGGAUAUCUUACCUAAUAGAGUAACAAAACUUGUAUGAAAAGAUAAAAAGGUAAUUCAUCUUUAGAAACUGAUCAGAGGUGUUACUGGUCUUUAAGUGAUGUCUUGUCGAUAAUCUGGUUUGUAGUCGCCCACAAGUUUGAGCCCAGAUGACGCUCAGCAGCCAAACUCAUGUAGCAGCCUACGUCAUGUAGGUUCUAUGCAGGAGGCUGGGCAUCGGGGGCCCAGUGCCUUCCUGAGACGUGAUAUUCAUUUCAUAGCUUUGCUCCUGCCUCUACCAAGUAGAGUAGAAGCUGCACUUGGGGGAGCACCAUGAUCAUAGCAUGGUCUCCCCUCUUGCUGUUUAGGAGUCAAAGACACCUGCAUAAGGGUGCUAGUUGGCUGUGCAUUUUUCCAAUCAGAAUGCGCCUUUGAAAUAAGGCUAAGAACAUCUAUUUUCAGUUACAGCAUAACACUGCAUAAAAUAAAAGUCAGUAGUCCACCAGCUGAUCCUGCCCGGUCCUCGUUCUGGCCACUCUCUUGCUCUGACGUGGCUCAUGAUGUAGAAUUGCAGGGAGGUUCAGAGCAGGGUUUGCAACACAGUAGGAGAGAAAUAUGCCUGUGCUUUUCCUUCCCCUUCAGGUCCCCACCAUCUCUGCAAGCUGGACAGUUUUGAUUAAGUUGUUUAUUCCCUGCCUUAAAACUGAAACAGGAAAUUUUCAGAUAGAAGGAGGAUCCUUUAGUCACGAACACUGAAGUGGGUCAAGAUUCUAUGCCAGGUCAAAUCCUUGAAUCCAAACAGAUGUCGAUAAUUAGCACUGAUGGACCAGAGCAAAUUUUCCUAUGGAAGACAAAUAAAUCCAGCUUCCUGUGCAUCUCCUCCUAGGGGUCUGAUAGCUUCUAGUUCCUGCCUGAUCCGGACACAGCGUCUGCCCCAAGGUUACAGCCCCUCAUGUGAUAGUUAUUAGAAAGCCUGAGCCUGCACGUCCUGCUCCUGGAGAAGUUAGGCAACACGUAAAAUUAAGCCUUGAGUUUCUUCCCGUUCUAGCCAUCUGCAAGGCCACCAGCUUAACUUGUUAGCUGCUAGAAGACAAACAUCAUUUCUGUUUUGGCAAUUUGUCCUACCACGUGUUUUGGGUUUCUUCCAGUUUACAGGAAAGGCUCUGAUAUCCCUUGGAGUAUUUAUUCCUCUGUUUUGUUUUUCUCAUUAAAAACAAACAAAAAGGUUAACAAAAAGAUUGAAGGUUUUUAUUGCUCUUAUCUAUCCCAUGCUUUCUUGCUGGGUAGUCCCUGGAAAGGUAUUUAGGUAUAGUGACUGAGUAAUAAAUACUUAAUUGGAAGAUGGAGGAGGAGAAAUUGUCUUGAUGGGAUUCUCUUUGGAAGUCGUUUUGAGUGACAUAUAUUUUAGACCUUUGGAGAAACACAGUUUCAGGUCCCGCCAGGAUAUUUUCAUAAGAAAGGAAAAUGGAAGGUUCCAGUAAACUAGGAACAGUAUGUAUCUAAAAUGCUGACACAGAAGUCAAUGUCAUUUUUUGGUUUAUCAAGAAAGAUGGUCAAUAAAACGUAAAGGUGUGGUUAGAUUUUUUUUUUCACUUUUGUAACAUUAAUUUAUGAGUGAGUUUCAUUCAGCCCAGUAAUCUGAAAUACUGUGCAAAUUCUAGCAGUGUGUCUUCUGUAACCUGGGUGUUAGAAUAGCUAAUAUGUACAAAAAAAAAAAAUCAAGUAUUUUGUCCUAUGUAUAACACAAAUUAAUUUUACACGGAGAGAGAUGUUUCUAGGAAAACAAAAUUCUGGUAAUUCAUACUAUUUCUUUGUAUGAACAAAUAAAAUAUAUUUUACCAA
Messenger RNA from Equus caballus (horse), 5545 nucleotides. RefSeq names its product heparan sulfate-glucosamine 3-sulfotransferase 3B1 (gene HS3ST3B1). Gene Ontology annotation, molecular function: [heparan sulfate]-glucosamine 3-sulfotransferase activity. NCBI's taxonomy places the organism in Eukaryota, Metazoa, Chordata, Mammalia, Perissodactyla, Equidae. The record is from RefSeq and is a predicted model, not a curated record.